UUGAGACAGCUGUGCGGGGGAGGAACCGUAAAAAAAUUUGGGCGUGUUUGCGAGCCAGGGAAAAGCGAGAAAAGUACGAAAAGUCUGAUAAGAAUGAAAAGGAAAAACUGCAGAAAGUGAACCAGCAACCAUGGUGAGGAGCGCAAGCCUGGCAGCCCACUCCUUGUCAGCUGGAGCCGGCGUCGGCCGCCUGGCAAUAACCAAGAAGCUGGUUCUGUGGUCAGUGCUGGUGCUGCAGGUGGGCUUCAUCGGCUGCAUCUGGCUGCUGCAGAUGAGCCGCGGCCAGGAGUCUCAGCUGCGGAGUUCCCUGGAGCAGAGCGGAGCGCGGGUGAACUUCGUGGCCAGCGAUGAAGCUGGAAAGAUCCCCUUGGAGACGAUCCCCCGUGUGGACGGAACCCGGUGUCCCCGGCAACACGAAAAUGUCAACCGCUACGACAGGGACUUUUACCAAAUGAAACCGGACAGACUGAACGAAUCCCACCUGCCCGACUACAACGUGCCUGCCUAUGUGGACGCGGAGAUGGGGUUGACCCCCGCGCUUUGGUGCUAUCGCGAGGGCACCAUAAACGAAAGUCUGCGGCUCAACGAUAUGGACUACCUGAUGGCCCCGCCGCAGUGCAGAUGUGAAAGUGGUUGGCACGGAAGGGAUUGCGGCCAGCCGGAGAUUAUCUGGCGAGCUCUGAUGACGUCCAACCGGGCCAGUAAACGAGGCGGGAGCACACCGCUUCAACUGGUCGAGGCCAGUUCCACUUCCCUGCACCGUCUGUUCUAUAUGCUGGAACUGGGAGUCUGGGACCAUCUUAGUCUUGAGCUCUUGGAGCUGCAAAUUCGAGCUCUUAUAGAAGUGGUGGACUACUUCCUCAUAUACUACGUAAGCAACGGCAGCAAGGAGCGCAGUCUGGAGAACAUGCUGGGCAGCAGAACUGCAUACACGCUGCAUCACUGCUCUUCCGAGACCAACUGUAGCAGCUCCAUGGCCUACAGCCAUUUCAGGCGCCAGCUGUGGCAGCAAUGUGGCGUCCAAAUGCAGGCUCAGGAUCUACUGCUGCACGGGGACAGUGGAACAGUCUACGCCCCUGCGGCUCUGAAGUUUCUCAAGUACUAUGCAAAGGACGUGCUACCGCUGAAGUUCCGUUUGAAGUACAACGUGUACGGAUUCUACUGGCAGCACCCAAAGAAGACUCUGCUGAAUGGGGUGAUAAGUUCCUUGGGGCACCUGCACAGUGCCCAACUGGACGCCCACCGACUGCACCGACUGGCGAGUAGCACAUUGGGCGACCUCAAUCACUACGGCGGGUGGAACUGCGAGCUGUGUCAGUCUCCCGAGCAGAUUGUGCUUCUAUUGCAGAGUUCUAGCCAGCAAAAGCUUCCAGUGAAGCUGCCCAACGAUACCCGAAAUGCGCACAUCGAUGCCAACUACAUGCAGCAACUGAUAGCCAAUGGACUUCACAUCGAUGGUACCACCCAGCUCAUCCGCUUGCGGGAGCAGAGCGAGAAGUAUUUCGCUCCGGAGGAGGCACUCCUGCACAGCAGCCAGUACGGUCAGCUCUUAGUUAAUCUUUACGAUGUAGACGUCCUAGAGGAUUUGCAGGAGGAGGAAUAACUACGCCUGUCAGAGUCUGGCUUGGGCUGGGCACCCUGGCGCACCAGCAUAGAUCGACGACUAUUUAUAUUUAUAUGUGCCUGCUUUCAAAACCCCAUCAAUCUCAUAUCAUACUCUGCCUAAUCCACUCAUGCACUACUUGCCCUUCUGUGUUUUGGCCAAGCGAAUUCCAAAUUUAGUAUCUCAGCAGACAGGACAGACAGACCCGCCAUCUGUGAUAAGAAAACCAGAACUAAACAAAGAAUUUAUGAGAGUAAACUGAAGUGAACAGAACAACAGAGAGUAAUCUCAAAUUAGAUGGAAAAAAGUUGUGAAAUGGGUUGAACGGAAUUUAGCAUUAUUUUUAAGAUAUGUAUAUUGAUGUAAACACACAUGAUCAGUUAAAAAAAAGCUUUUUAGGUAUAUUUUAAAUUUUAAAACAAGUUCUCAAGAGCAAGCAAAUUUAAACAAAUUUAAAUUUGGUUAAAAUUUGUUUGCGUUUUUUGUGUUAUUAGUUUAUUGUCCUAGAAACAUAAAUAUAUUUAUAAGAAAAUUUGUUAACUUGCCAGAUCAAUUCAGUAGUAAAAAUAAAGAU
Molecule: messenger RNA, 2177 nt
Organism: Drosophila suzukii
Lineage: Eukaryota; Metazoa; Arthropoda; Insecta; Diptera; Drosophilidae
Gene: Mgat3
Product: beta-1,4-mannosyl-glycoprotein 4-beta-N-acetylglucosaminyltransferase
Biological process (GO): N-acetylglucosamine metabolic process; protein N-linked glycosylation
Cellular component (GO): membrane
Molecular function (GO): beta-1,4-mannosylglycoprotein 4-beta-N-acetylglucosaminyltransferase activity
Source: RefSeq, a predicted model, not a curated record